Molecule: messenger RNA, 2513 nt
Organism: Eublepharis macularius
Lineage: Eukaryota; Metazoa; Chordata; Lepidosauria; Squamata; Eublepharidae
Gene: ARSK
Product: arylsulfatase family member K
Exons: 8
Coding region: 194-1879 (561 amino acids)
Source: RefSeq, a predicted model, not a curated record
AGUCUUAUAGGUGCUACUGGAUUCUUGUUCUUUUCUACUGCUACAAGACAGACUACCCAUCUUGAAGAGUCAAAAUGUCACUUGGUCUUUCCUAAAUUCCGGAAGAGUCGAUGGGCGCACGGUGGAAGGCGUGCCCAGCAUCGGUCCGUGACGCUUUAGCUGUGUGGAAAGGAGAGGUGUGUUGUUAUGAGGGAUGCUCCCUAAGAAACCCGUCUCUGACCUUGGAGCACAAAUGGACAGAGAGGGCAGAAAUCGAGCGUCUUAUGCGAGCAUAGUUGUCGUGCUCUUCCUGCUCCGACCUUUUGCCUUCUGGGGGGUAACUGUGGAGGCGAAACCUCUGCUUGGCACUAGUAGUUGUAGAGAUUGUGGAAAUCCGAACGUUGUGAUGGUGAUGUGCGAUUCCUUUGAUGGAAGGUUGACAUUUCACCCAGAAAAUGAGACAGUAGCCUUGCCUUUCAUAAAUCUCAUGAAGAGAGAUGGCAGUCUCUUUCUUAAUGCCUACACCAAUUCUCCAAUAUGUUGUCCUUCUCGUGCAGCUAUGUGGAGUGGACUCUUCAGUCACUUAACCGAGUCCUGGAAUAACUUCAAGGGCUUAGAUCCAAAUUACACAACAUGGGUGGACCUCAUGGAAAAGCAUGGCUACUAUACACAGAAAUAUGGAAAAACAGAUUAUACUUCAGGGCAUCACUCUCUAAGUAAUCGUGUAGAAGCUUGGACCCGAAAUGUUGACUUUUUGCUUCAGCAAGAAGGCAGGCCUGUGGCAGAACUCACAGGUGACAAGAAAUAUGUGAGGGUUAUGAAGAAAGACUGGGAGAUCACUGAUAAAGCAGCAACUUGGAUAAGGAACAAGGCAACUAAUUUGACACAACCUUUUGUUCUUUAUUUGGGAUUAAAUUUACCUCACCCAUAUCCAUCACCCUCUUCGGGAGAAAAUUAUGGAUCGUCCACAUUUCUGACAUCUCCAUAUUGGCUUGAAAGGGUAAUAUAUAAAGCCAUCAGGAUUCCAAAAUGGUCUCCACUUUCAGAGAUGCACCCAGUAGAUUAUUAUUCUUCUUACACCAAAAACUGCACUGGGAAAUUUACACAGAAAGAAAUUAGAGAUAUCCGAGCACAUUAUUAUGCCAUGUGUGCAGAGACUGAUGCCAUGCUUGGUGAGAUAAUUUCUGCUCUGUGUGAAACUGGACUACUCAAAAGAACUCUUGUCAUAUUUACUGCAGAUCAUGGAGAACUUGCUAUGGAGCAUAGACAGUUUUAUAAAAUGAGCAUGUAUGAAGCAAGUUCUCAUAUUCCUCUCCUAAUAAUGGGGCCAACCAUUAAGUCUCAACUCGUAUCCAGUGUGGUGUCACUUGUGGAUAUCUAUCCUACUAUGCUUGAUGUCGCUAGAAUACCCAUACCUAAAAACCUCAGUGGCCAUUCACUGUUGCCUUUGAUAUCGGAAAAGGCAGAAAAUAAAUUUCCAUCCAGAAAUCAACAUCCUGCUUGCGUUCUAAGUGAAUUUCAUGGCUGCAAUGUGAAUUCUUCAACCUACAUGCUGCGAACUGGCAAAUGGAAAUACAUAGCUUACUCAGAUGGUCAUUCAGUAUCUCCUCAGCUAUUUGAUCUCUCUGCUGAUCCAGAUGAACUGAUAAAUGUAGCAACAAUGUUUCCAAGAAUAGCCCAAUCUUUAAAUAAAAAGCUCCAUUCUAUCAUUGACUAUCCAAAAGUCUCAGCCCUUGUUGAACAAUACAACAAGCAGCAGUUUAUCAAUUGGAAACAAAGCGCAGGACAAAAUUAUUCAGAUAUAUUAGCUAACCUCCGGUGGCAUCAGGACUGGAAGAAGCAUCCAAAGAAGUAUGAGCAUGUGAUUAACAAGUGGAUUAAAGGGAAUACUACUGUAUGAAAUGGAUGUAUGAAUUGAGUGCUGAUUAUUCCUAAUAAUCUGCUUCUGAAUAGUAGAGCAAAUGUUAAAAUGUAAUGACAUAAGAUCAUUUUUUCAUACUGAGAUUGAGAGUAGGAACAGUACUUCCAUUUCCUGACAUAAAUUUACUCUGAUGACUGCAGCUGUGAUAAAAUUAUGUUAACUGACUAAUCUAACCUGUUUUACGCAAGGUUUACUAACCAGUUCAAUUCCUGGUUAAGAGGAAACUGUGGACAACAUUAGCCAUACUUAACACUGGUGUUAAUAACAUCUCAGGAGACUUUAUAGGUAUCAAUUCCUGGCUUUUAGGGAAAGCAGCCUCAUUUAAUGAACAUUUUAAAAGGAGACUAUAUCUCUCUCAGGAAUGAGUUCCAGGGAAAGCUGGCUAAAGCAAUUUUCAGAAGAAGCUCACACAUGUAUACUGUGGGAUUCGUGAGUUCGUGGAAAGGCCAAAGAGUUAUCCUCCAGAAUAAAAGCUUGGCCGAUAAUUAUUCUUUGUACCCAGGAACUGAUAACUGAAACAUUACACCUGAAUGAGCCCUGCAAAUGGUGUGUUCUACCUGUAAAUGGCUUCAAGCCUCUUUACCUAACGAUUCUGUCCAAGGAAGUUAAUAAA